AUGGCGCAGCUGAUCUCCUCGUGCACUCGUGCCGUUGCCUCGCGCACGGCGGCCAAGUCGGGCCUCUCGCAGUCGAUCCGCUCUGCUUCGACGCGUGCGACGCCUUCCAUGCCGUCUAUGCUGACCUCGCGUACGUCGGCCGUGGCCGCGACGGCUGUGGCUGUCGGUUCGAUCGUGUGGUACCAGCAGAUGUACGGCGAGCUGCCGUUCCUCGAGUCGGCGAGCGCGAGCAGCCUGGCCGACGAUGGCCUGCACCCGCCCGCGUACCCCUGGACGAACAACGGCUGGUUCAGCACCUUUGACCACUCGGCCAUCCGCCGUGGUUUCCAGGUCUACCGCGAGGUGUGCAGUACCUGCCACUCGCUGGAGCGCAUUGCCUGGCGUAAUCUGGUCGGUGUCUCGCACACUGUCGACGAGGUGAAGGAGAUGGCCCAGGAGAUCGAGUACGAGGACGGCCCGAACGACGACGGUGAGAUGUUCCAGCGCCCGGGUAAGCUGGCGGACUACAUGCCCAGCCCCUACCCCAACGAGGAAGCUGCCCGUGCUGGUAACGCUGGUGCUCUGCCGCCGGACCUGACGCUGAUCGUGAAGGCACGCCACGGCGGUGCCGACUACAUCUUCUCGCUGCUGACCGGCUACUGCGACCCGCCUGCGGGUGUGACGGUGCAGGAGGGUUUGAACUACAACCCCUUCUUCCCUGGCACGCAGAUUGCCAUGGCGCGUGUGCUGUUCGACGGCCUCGUGGAGUACGAGGAUGGCACGCCGGCCACGACGAGCCAGAUGGCCAAGGACGUUGUCGCCUUCCUGCAAUUCACCGCCGAGCCGGAGCACGACCAGCGGAAGCGCGCUGGCUUCAAGGCCCUGAUCCUUCUCUCUUCGCUGUUCGCCCUGUCGGUGUGGGCCAAGCGUUUCAAGUGGGCUCCAAUCAUGACCCGCAAGAUUGUGUACGACCCGCCGAAGGGCCACCACUAA
This is a messenger RNA of Malassezia sympodialis ATCC 42132, 972 nucleotides long. It is a transcript of the gene CYT1, whose product is annotated as ubiquinol--cytochrome-c reductase catalytic subunit CYT1. Lineage: Eukaryota; Fungi; Basidiomycota; Malasseziomycetes; Malasseziales; Malasseziaceae. The record is from RefSeq and is a predicted model, not a curated record. Gene Ontology annotation, cellular component: respiratory chain complex III. Gene Ontology annotation, molecular function: electron transfer activity; heme binding. Gene Ontology annotation, biological process: mitochondrial electron transport, ubiquinol to cytochrome c.